AUGUUGGCUCCAAAGAAAGGCCUCCUGUGCAACCUCAACCACAUCCACCUGCAGCACAUUUCUCUGGGGCUGCACCUCUCCCGGCACCCUGAGCUCCAGGACACGGAUGGUUCCACCGGUGGGGGAGACCAGACCGGCUGCACCCACUGCCCAGAGAACUGUGAGCCAGUGGAUGCCAAUUCCAACAAUCCUUCCGUGAAAUGCCAGUGUUGUGAGUCCCAUGCUCCAGAGCCAGAGACACUCGGGCUCCAAAACCAGGCAGUGCAAGAGGAUUUCCCCUGCCUGCACAGCGGAGAUGAGGAGGAGGCGGCUUCCCCUUGUGAUCUGGCUUCUUCCUCCUCCUCCUCCUCCUCUGUCAGUAGCUGCUCCGAUUUCAGCUUGGAUGACUCCCCAGUCUCGGUGUACUGCAAAGGGUUCACCAGAGAAGAGUCCCAGUCCCCUGACCAGCAGCUGAACGUCAUUCCCGUAGAAAACGCCCAGGAUGGCAAAUCUCUGGCUGACCAGGACAGGACGUGUGAUGGGAGAGAUGCCAACCACAACUCCCCGGUGCUCCGGAGAGCCACCGCCGUGGCCAGCAAGAGCCCAGACAGUCUCUGCAGCAACAACUCACUCGACUCCCACUGCGAUGAGCUCUCUCCCAGCACAGGAGCACAGGAGACCACUGGCACCUGCACUGACCUAGACCCCAAUUGCAACCCCCUCCCUGAGCCUGAUGCUGCACCUUCAGCACCGCCGCCUGUGCCAGAACGGCGGCAUCCUGAGAUCCCGAGCAGCACUCCGGAGCCACGGCCCCGGCCUGGCAGUCUCCCCCCGCCCGUGCCCCCUCGGCCCCGGCGGCGGCUGCAGAUCCUCAACGCGCACAGAGCUGAGCAGCCCCUCGGGCCAGUGCUGCCGGCAGAACCCAAGGCUGGCCCAGGUGAGCUCUACAGAGACACGGGCACGAAGACCAUCACUUCCUUCCACGAGCUGGCCCAGAGGAGGAAGAGGAACGUGGCUGGGCCCACAGUCGCCCAGGCCAGGGUUGACCGCAGCGACUGGCUGAUCGUGUUCUCCCCUGACACGGAGCUGCCCCCCACCAGCGAGUUCCUGUCCGGCACUGCGGGCCAGGAGCCAGCCUGGCCCCAGCCCCAGCAGGAUGGGCCAGCCAGGCCUCCCGCCUCCAGACAGAGAGAGGUGACAACGUUCAAGGAGCUGCGGUCCCGCAGUGCCGCCCGGCAGCCCAAGGGCCAGCGGGCAGAACCGGCCCAGCACCUCCCUGUGCCCCCGGGGACGGGCACGGGCUGGGGGCCCCCCGCGCCCCUGGGGGGACAGGUGCUGCCAGCCAGUGACGGGCACCAGCUGAGAAGGAGACCCCGGCCGAGCCUGCAGCCCAUCGCGGAGGGGCAGCCGAGGGAUGUGGAGAAAGGGGGGCUGCCCCCAGGGGAAAAGGGGCUGGGCACCGCCUCGGUCCGGAGGCUCGGGGACCCCGCCGUGCCACGGCCAGCUCAUAGAGGAGACGAGACCUGCACGGGGGCCAGGCCCGAGCCGCUCGCCGCUGGAGCCGCCGCUGGAGCCGCCCAGCCUGGCGGGGGGAGAGCGGAGGGGCCCCAUGGAGAGCAAACGAAAGCGCUGCUGGUCGCCAUCAGCUCCGCCGUGGACAAGGUCAUCGCCCACUUCAGCACUGCAAGGAACCUGGUGCAGAAAGCCCAGCUGGGGGACAGCCGGCUCAACCCCGAUGUGGGGUACCUGCUGCUGCACACCCUCUGCCCUGCCCUCUACGCCCUGGUGGAGGAUGGACUGAAGCCGUUCCAGAAGGAUGUUAUCACAGGCCAGCGGAAAAAUUCCCCCUGGAGCGUGGUGGAAGCCUCUGUGAAGACAGGUCCCAACACCCGCUCCCUGCACUCCCUGUGCUGGCACGUGGCUGGGCUGGCCCCCCUCAGCAGCACCAGGCAGAAGUUCCAUGCCUUCAUCCUUGGCCUUCUGAACAUUAAACAGCUGGAGUUGUGGAUAUCUCACCUGCAGAAGAGCCCAGGUGUGAUCUCUGUGCUUUACUCACCCACGGCCUUCUUUGCCCUGAGCCAAGGCCCUCUUCCCCACCUUGCUGACGAACUGCUGCUGCUCAUCCAGCCGCUGUCGGUGCUGACUUUCCACCUGGACUUGCUCUUUGAACACCACCACCUCUCUGUGGAUGUCCGGCCCUUGUCCCGCCACUUGGAGUCACCGCUGUCCCCUGGCCAUCACCCCGUCCCGGUGCGGGGGGCUGUGUCUGUGGGUGGAGCUGCCAGGGACAGCCUGGAGGAUGAGACCCCCCCCGAUGCUCUGGGCAGGGUGGGGGGCACAGGGGGCAGCACAAGAGCCCGGUCCCAAGUGACCAUGGGUGGGCUGGUCCCUACCCCCCCAGUAGGGGCUGCCCUGCACCAAACCUUCCAGCGCGUGCUGCGCUGGGGCGACCAGUUCGGCCGCACCUUGCUGGGAUCUGACACCCCAGCGGAGAGUCACGGGUCUGAGGAAGGCGCUGGGGGCACUGGGGGUGGCCUCAGUGGCUGGUGGGGCCAGCUGAGCCAGAGCUCCAGGAUUUACACUGCUCCUAGCAAGGAAAAGUUCCCCUUGGUCUGGUGGACAAAGCUGCGGGCGGCUGCGGGAGAUCCCAGCCCGGGCCAGGCUGCGCAAUCCCAAACUUCCAUGAAUGAGCCCAGAGGCACAGAGCUGCAGCUCCUUCAGACCAAAGCUGUCCCUGAACGCUCCGAUGCAAAGCCCGGCAGCAGCACUGACACCUCAGGGACCUCUUCCCCUGAAGACCUCUUCUUGCCCACUGGAACUGGGGCGCUCACCAAGCUAGAUGAUCCCGUUGCUGGAAAGAAUCUCCCGGCUGCUUCCCCAGAGCCUCCUGCCGGCAGGAACCAGGCAGCACCUUCUGGCCCAGAGAUGGGCAAUCCUCCUCGUCCUGACAAGGGCAGCUGGCUGGGUCGGCUCUUUGGAGCCACCAACCCCUCGUCCAGGAGCUUCUCCCCCAGCCCUGACACCGUCUUGGCCAGGUCCAGGAGACCAUCCCGCUGGCUGUCCCCCAGUCCUGUCCUGGCCGGAGUGGUGAAGGGCCUGGCAUCCGACAGGAGCCGCGCUCCGGAGCAGCCAGACAGGAGCACGGACAGGAGCACGCCCGCCCUGCCCCAGGCCCGCAGGGCAGUUCGGGCUCUAUGUGACCACACGGGCACCGCUGACGGGCACCUGAGCUUCCAGAAAGGAGACAUCCUGGAGCUUCUCUCCACUGUGGAUGAAGACUGGAUCCGCUGCUGCCAUGGAAACAGCACCGGCCUUGUUCCUGUUGGUUACACGUCUCUGAUUUUGUGAGGAGGCGGAAGGGACUUGAGGAUGCAGCUGAGCUUUUGCCGGAGCGGGUGCCAGCCCUGGGAGGGGAUGUCUCCUGCCACGGCUUUGCCACCUCCGGGGCUGGCAGCUCCCAGGGGACCCUGCCCUGUGCCUGUCACUGCUGCAUGAUGUCACCGUGUGCCACCGUGUCCCCGGGACCCGCUGGCGCUGAGCCGUGGCUCCUCCUUGGGAGCUGCUCUGGGUCGUUCCUCAGCUGCUGCCCACCCCUGUGCCAGGGCAGGGACGGCUCCUUUCCCUACCCGGGCUUUACACUGCCCCGUGUCAUGUCCCUGUCCCCGUGUCCUGCCACCGCUGCC
Cinclus cinclus is the source of this 3662-nucleotide messenger RNA. RefSeq names its product RUN and SH3 domain containing 1 (gene RUSC1). Gene Ontology annotation, cellular component: cytoplasmic vesicle. The record is from RefSeq and is a predicted model, not a curated record. NCBI's taxonomy places the organism in Eukaryota, Metazoa, Chordata, Aves, Passeriformes, Cinclidae. The transcript is spliced from 9 exons. Gene Ontology annotation, molecular function: protein binding. The coding region runs from base 1 to 3327 and encodes 1108 amino acids.